ACCCAUCGACCUCGAAGCCUUUGGGCCGAUGCCGUGUGCAUCAAUCAGCGAGAUAAUAAAGAGAAAGGACACCAAGUUGCUCUCAUGGCCAAGAUCUACAGCAAUGCAAACUGCGUUUUGGUCUGGCUGGGGGAAUCCAAUGGAGCCAUCCAUGCAGGAAUUGGGUGCUUCCGCCGACUUGCCGACGCAGCCUGGAAGUAUGGUCUACGAUAUAACAAAAAAGUGGACUUUGAUUCGAGUAACGCAUUUUUCACUCAAGACUGGUUUGCCGGGCUUUGGAUUGUCCAAGAAUAUGUUCUAACUUCCUCAGUUAAAAUAUAUAGUGGUCCUGAUGUCUUGUCACAUCAGGAGCUCUCUCUAGCAGGAUCUGUCUUUUUGUUGAAAUUGGUACGCUAUCAUAGCUAG
Hyaloscypha bicolor E is the source of this 405-nucleotide messenger RNA. RefSeq names its product HET-domain-containing protein. The record is from RefSeq and is a predicted model, not a curated record. The transcript is spliced from 2 exons. The annotation marks the transcript as partial. NCBI's taxonomy places the organism in Eukaryota, Fungi, Ascomycota, Leotiomycetes, Helotiales, Hyaloscyphaceae.